Molecule: messenger RNA, 787 nt
Organism: Protobothrops mucrosquamatus (brown spotted pit viper)
Lineage: Eukaryota; Metazoa; Chordata; Lepidosauria; Squamata; Viperidae
Gene: APOA1
Product: apolipoprotein A1
Exons: 3
Coding region: 2-787 (261 amino acids)
Molecular function (GO): high-density lipoprotein particle receptor binding
Source: RefSeq, a predicted model, not a curated record
GAUGCAGAGCCUCAAUCUUGUCCUGGCCCUCCUGCUCCUUACAGGAGCCCAGGCCCGCUACUUCUGGCAGCAUGAUGAUCCCCAGCAGACCCGCCUGGAACACCUGCAGGAGCUGGGCCAGGUGUACCUGGAGUCAGCCAAGACGGCAGUCCAGCAAGCCGUGGUCCAGUUUGACUCCUCUGCCGUGGCCCAGGAGCUGCAAGUGAAUUUAGGGCAGAAACUGGAAGCCUUAACCAUUGUACUGCGAGAGAUCAAGGAGCAGAUAACCCCCGAGCUGCAAGAAGUCAGGAUCGAACUGGAGACGGCCUGGCAGAAGCUGAAGGAAGAGGUGACCAGGGACGUGCAGGACCUCGGAGCCCAGAUCCAGCCCUUGUUGCGCAGGCUCCGGGAGAAUGUGCAGCAGGACGCGGCUGCCUACUUCCAGCAGCUGAGCAGCGUCUCCAAGGAAAUCAACCAGGCGGCCCAGGAGAGGCUGAGGCCGGUGGCCGAGGGCUUCCGGGACAAGGUGCGGACCCACGUGGACGAAUUCCGCAAGGAUGCUGCUCCCUACGCCAAGAAACUGGAGCAGCUGAUCCAGGAGAAGGUCAAGACGCUGGAGCAGAGUGCCCAGGCUGAGUUCACCGAGUUGCAGACUGAGCUGCAGCAGCAACUGAGCGAAGUGCGUGAGAAAUACGGGCCCCUCUGGGAAACGGCCCGGGAGGAGCUGCUGACCAUGCUGGAGAACGUGAAGUCCUUGUUUGUGGCCACCCAGAAUUUGGAGCAGGAGACACAGCAGCAGAGUUCCUAG